Messenger RNA from Trichobilharzia szidati, 7211 nucleotides. NCBI's taxonomy places the organism in Eukaryota, Metazoa, Platyhelminthes, Trematoda, Strigeidida, Schistosomatidae. The record is from the annotation of a GenBank genome assembly.
AUGCAGGAUAAUAAGAAAGAAAAGGAAAAUACUCAAGAACUUUCAGUGGACAUAGAAGUGACUCUUUUAGACGGGAGACUGGAAAAGUUUUGUCUUUCUGAACGUUGUUUGGGUCAGGAGUUAUUUACUUUGGUUAUUAAAAAAAUUGGCUUUUUUGAGUAUGAGUACUUUGGAUUACUUUAUAUUGAUUUCGAAGGCAAUCGGUGUUGGAUUGAUAAUAACAAACCACUGACGAAAGUUUUAAGAAAUUCAAGUACCAGGCCAUUGGAGUUCCUAUUCGCUGUUAAAUUUUUUACACCUUAUCCAAACCUUUUAGAAGAUGAUCUAACACGGUAUUUGUAUGCACUGCAAAUUAGAAAUGACUUUUUCCAAGGUCUGCUACACAGUAACCGUAACACGAGUCUUCUGCUUGCAGCAUUCAUUGCACAGUCUCAAUUGGGUGAUUUUCAAGAGACAGAAUGUAGAUCUUAUGCCUACUUGAAAAAACAUCAUAUGUUCAGAACAGCUCCUGAUUCUUAUUUAAUGCGUCUUAUGGAACUUCAUCAAACGUUAAUAGGAAUCACAAAAUCAGAAGCUGAUUAUCGUCUGUUGGAUGCUGCUCGAAAAGUUGAGCUGUAUGGAAUUCGUUUGCAUGCUGCUAAAAGUAUGGAAGAUAGACCAGUGAAUAUGGGAGUUAAUCAUAUUGGCAUAAUGAUAUUUGAAAAGUUCUCUCGUGUAAAUACCUUCAAUUGGUCAAUGAUACGUAAACUUAGUUUUAAACGACGGAAAUUACUACUUAAGCUUCAUAUGGAAGCGUAUGGUUACGGAAAUGAUACUAUUGAAUUUUCAUUUCCUACUCGUAAUAGUUGUAAAAACUUUUGGAAAAAAUGUAUUGAACAGCAUACAUUUUUUCGUUCAAUGUCUCCAUACGAUACUAGACAGGCAGGUGCAAUUCAUCGUGGUUCCAGUGUACUUUCUCAUUCAUCACCUGGAAAUCUUUUCACAUUCCCAUUUACAAAACUACGCAGAUCUGCUAGCUGUGGUGCUAACAGUUUAUCUAACUCACGAGGAACAUAUAAACGUAAUGAUGAAGAGAAUUCUGAAACGUCAAAUAGAAAAAGUUCACAAACUUCACAUCUUAGUACACCGGUUAAACGAUUUGCUCAUCUAAAUCUUACUGGCUCAAGUUUUCAUUAUACGGGACGUACACAAAAACAGCUUAUGGAGUCGGAUCCUGAACAUUUAAAGUUUUCAUCUGAAUACAAUUCAUCUAGUCUAAAAGUUAAUCCAUACUCAUCAAUGCGUAAAAAAUCACAUUUAUUAACUAAACUACUUGCUCAAAAACAUCCACUGACUGCUGGUGGUAUUGUUGGUGGAGGUAGUGAUCAUUUGGAGUUAUUUCGUCUUUCAUUUACUUCACUCAUUCCAUAUCCAUCAUCAACAUUUAACAAUAACAAUAAUAAUAAUGGUCUUUAUGAUAGUUCGUCCACAUUGUAUGGAAAAAGUGGUUUCAAAUGGAAUUGUAAUCGCGCUGUAAGUACAUCGUCAAUUGAUCGUCAAGUAUCCUCUUGUCGACGGAAAGUUAGUACACAUUCAUAUGUUCCUCGUCAUUUUUCUGGUACUAUAAGUAGACAAUCUUCUGUAUCCCAAGAUGUACACACAAUCGAUUGGUCUGACAGUAAAUACUACAAUGAACAGUCUACUUAUACAAAUCAUUUAACAAAACGUCCAUCAGAAGGUUGUUUGUCUAAAACCUCUACAAAUAUGUUUAAACCAUGUGUCAAUGAAUCGCCCAAUUCAUCUUCAUGUUCGCUAACAUCAGAAUCCUAUCCAAGACCAGUAGCCUAUGAUGAACCGAUAGAUCAUCCACAGUAUUUGUUAACGUCAAAAAGUGAUUUAUCUAAUCUACAAAUCACUGAGUUAGAUUAUAGUGCAGAUGAAAAGGAUACUUCACCUAUGUCUGUAAUUUCUACUAAACAAAAUUUAAAGAAUUGUACAUAUGCAAUACAAUCCCCAUUAAUGACAUCUUUACGUCAAUUUGGUGAAACAGAACUAUCGAAUAAUCAUCAAGAGUUGUUAGACAAAGAAAACUAUUCGGGUUCCCAUGAAGGCUUACAUCAUUCUACAUGGGACAAUGAUCAUCAACAGAAGAUUACCUCCCCUAGUACUGAAAACGAUGCAGAAUUACAUGUCAGUCUAGCAGAAGUGAAAGAGGAUAUAAAAUCAGUUGAUAGAUAUUCUGCAGAUGAUCAUCAAGAUAUAGACGAUAAUGUAUCUGAAACACAUUCACCAUAUCAAGUUUCACUUGACAACUUUGAAGCAUUCUCUCAAGAUGAUGACGCUGAAGAAGCAGGGAAUGAAAAAUACGAUGAAGAGGAUAAAACAAGUCAAUGUCGAAGUGAAAAUGACUAUGCGCCAAAUGGAAAUGUUUCAAUGGAUGCAAGUCUCGUGGAUUUGCAAUCCCUUGGAAAAUCUCAUGAUAAUUCAUUAUUUAACAGUUCAAUAGUAUUUAGUGAAGAAUUAUCAUUAGACGGGAAUAAAAGUCGUCCUUUGUCUACAACUGAUAUUGCACAUAGUGAAUUAAUUGAUGAUCUGGAAAGUGAUAUUCAAUCAGAUCAAUAUGUACAUAUGGAUGAAGCUCCAGAAAGUUUAGCUGAUGCAAUCUCACUAGGUGCAAUCUCUUUAAUUACUGGUUUAUCAGAAGACGAUGAUGAUCAUGAUCAUGAUGAUGACGGUGAUGGGGAUGGUGACGACGAUGGUCGUAUAUACAGUAGCAGUAAAGGAGAGAAUCUGUUGAAUGUCAGUUCAGUCUACCUUGAAUCAGAUAACAGUGUGAAAGUGAAACAUGCAAAGAGUUUGACGCAUUUACCUAGACGAGAAGUUACUUCUGCUGUUACACUGGACUCUUCUAAUAUAAAUAAUCAAGGAAUGGUGGAAUCUGAUAAACAAUCUUUAAAUGAGCCUCCUUGUGAACUUGUUCGAGUAAAGUCACAACAAAUAUUCUCAAAUACUGAUGCAUCAUUUAGACAACAACGUCAUCAUCAUCAUCAGUUGGAAGCUGAUUCGUCUGUUCCUUCAGUAAUGUUAUCUACACCUACACUGAAUGGUACGGCAAACCAGGUUGAUCAGAAAAUUUCUGAGUUGUUGACAAUCGCUUCAGGAUGUCUGGAUAUAUUCAAAGAAGUCCUGUUGACAGAAACUAUGUACAAUCAUGAUUUGGAGUUUUUGCUUGCGACUCCAUUGGACAUUGCUAAUUCACUCCACGCGACACCAUUAAUCAACUGGUUACAAAAUCGUCUUCUGCCAGCUGUUAAACCAAUCUACGAUAGACAAGUAUCAUUUUUACAUCAAAUCAAGAUCACUGUAUCUACACUGAAGCGUUUGAUUUCAAGAGUGAAACUUCUCAGUAAACAAGUAUUCUCCAAAUCCAAAGAUAAUGAUGGUGAUGACCAUGAUGAUGAUGAUGAUGAUCCAAUGCGGCAUUUAUUCCCAUCUUCUGUAAAAAUCAAUCACGAUUCCCUGAUAUCAAUGCAUCAUAUAUCAAAAAGUUGUGUCAGUUCAUCAGAAUUAUCAUUAGCUCAUACUACCACUACUGCAUCACAUGUGAAUGAAAUUGAAGAAUUGUCUACCUCUGAAAUAUCAAGUUGUCGUCUUUCACCACAAUUUAUUAAACAUAAACAUAAAAAGUGUGCAUUACAUGCAAUAUUGAAAGAAUUACAAAAUCUUAGUUGUUGUAUAAAUUUACUAAUGAAUUUACUAGACCAAUUACAAUGUUAUGAAGCAUGGAUCAAGAAUUCAGUGAAUUUACUAACAGAAUUAUGGUUACUGGCGUUUUCAGAUGUUCUUUCUUCACAUCCAAACAAGGAUACUGAGACAGCUAAUAAUCGGCUGAAUGGAAAAUCAAAAACUCAAAUCACAGAUUCUGAUAAUAAUAAUAAUAAUAAUAAAACAACUGAGAAUAUCCAAUCCUUCAAUGAUGAAUAUUCGCCUACAUUAAUACGUAAAGUGUUAUACAGUUUCGAAGAAGAAUCAUCAUCUCUUGGUUCUAUAUGGCAUUAUUUAUUAUUGCCUAGUCGACGUUUUAGAAGUUAUUGUCAUUUACUGCAAUCCUUGGUGGAUCAGUUGUCGCAUCACUCAUGUUCUGUUUUAUGUAAAGCUGUGUUUAGCCACUUCUUAUUAACCUGUCGGUCAUUGGACACUACACUAGAUCAAGCUGAAAGAGUUGCACUAGCAUUCCAGUUAUCCGUGAUUGUUUUUCCCUUGGAGAAAUUCUUUUUCACUUCAGAUGAAACUAUUCAAAACCAUAUCAAUAUGUCAACAAGUGAUAAAGAAGAUCAACAAAACUCUAAGCCUGUAACUGAUGAAUGUCGAAUGAAGGAUGCUGAAUGCAAUGAUGACUACGGUGAUAAUGUUGUUGUUGUUGACAGAUUACAAGGGAUUUCAACUUGUUUGUUGCAUUCCUUGACCACUUAUCCAUUGAUUCGUUUUGGUUGGUUAAAUAAAUAUUCACGACGUGGAUUUCAGCCUAGACUGAUUUUCCUGUUUACUGAUCGUUUAAUCUAUGCAAGUCGAAUUCGUGGUGUACUUGGUUUAUACUUGAAACUUCAUGGAAUUAUAUCACUUGCAAAUACUACUGUUGAAAGAAACAUUCCGCAUAAGAAUCACGACAGCAUUUAUUCCCUUUCAGAUGAAAAUAAACAAUCAGUUUAUUUAAAAUUUGGUCUAGUAGUAACCUAUGCAACACGUUCACCAGUUCAUAAAUCAUCAGAAGAACCAGAUUCAUGUGUACCAAGUAGAAGCUCUGAAAAAAGUGACCAUCGUCGACAUACGAAAUCACAAUCUCCGUGUCGUUAUAGAUUACGUAAACAUCGUAAACGUUUUAUAUUUGGUGUUCCAAAUCAAUCUGAUUAUGAAACAUGGAUUAAUGAUAUCAGUCGGUUGUCUGAAGAUAAUAAAACAGAUACAGCUAAUGAGGCGUCAACUGUUAAUGAUUCUAAAAUGUUUAACUCUGUUCAAAUGGGUAAAUAUUCUGGAGUUGUUCGUCUACGUGAUUCAUGUACUUCAAAGCUUAUCUAUUCACAAGUUGCACAAAGAUGUAUAAAAAAUACUAACACUUGUCAAUAUCAAUCAGAUUCUGGUGGAUUACAAACAACUUCUCAUCACAAGUCAACCCUCUUAACUUCAUCAUACAAAAAUAACUUGGUUGAAUUUUGUUGGCGACAGCAUUCAUCAAUUUCAUGUAUUAAAUUGUUAAAUAUUAUUGAUGAUGAAAUGUCUGGUUACUUAUUUCGUCUUUCUAAACGUGGAACUGGUAGUAGACAAAAACUAUGGGCUAUUCUAUCAGAUUUAUGUUUAAAAUUCUAUAAAACAUAUCAUCAUUAUAAACUAUUAGCACGUUUAUGGUUAUCAUCUGAUAAAUGUACUAUUGAAUUAAUAACACUGGAUUCAUUAUCAUUUGAACAUGAUUCUACUGGAGUGGACUGUGAACACCACCGUCAUAAACGUCAUCACCAUCAUCAUCAGCAGCGGCGGCAUCGUCAUCAUGUUGUAUAUGGUCAAGCUAUUAAAAUUUCUCAUAAUUCUAAAGACUAUUAUUUUCAAGCUGAAAAUGAAUUUCUUUUGAAAAGAUGGUAUAAUUCAAUUUUAAAUGUAUUAAACUGUUCAACAAGUGAACGCGGUCAAAUUGAAAAUACACUAACAGACGAUGAUUUAGCUCUAGUCAAUGAAUCAAUAUCAACAUCAUGCCUGUCAACAACAUCAGAUGCCAAACUGAUAUUCACCUGCAGAUCUGUAUCUUCUGAGAAACCAAAGGAACAAUUUGAAGUCAAUAAUGAGUAAAAUAAUGAUAAUACAUCAAUAAGUUAUAUAUAGGCACCUUUUCAACUACCUCAAUAUUUUAUGUAUAGGUGAUAAAUCUUUGGUUAUCACAUUUUUCCGUCGUAUUUUUGUUUUGAUAUUCGUACUUCGUUAUUUUAUGUUUUGUUUAAUUUUUCAAAAACCACUGUUGUUGUCAAGUGACCUGUGAAUCUGUUAUUAUUAUUAUUAUCAUUCCCUUGUGUUCUGAGUGGAACACAAGGCUUCAGCAGCACUUCCUUCCUUCAUUCUGUCCUGUGAAGUCUCUUUUAACUGGCUCCACCAUUCCUUAUAUGAUCUCCUGCAUAUCACCUUGAAGGCGAUGCCCAACUCUAUUCCCACUCGUGGGCAUGAUUGGGGUGGGGGGGGGUUGGAUCUAACACACUACUUUAUCUAUCUGAUUGUCUCCUUCGAUUACUGAAAACUGCAUCAAAACAUUACAUUUAUCUUAUGUUUUAUGUAUGAUAAUAUGCUUCAAUAGUUUAUGGCAUUGUAAUUCCAGAAAUAUCCUAUGCUUUUUGCUUCGAAUUAAUAUUCUUCUUUUAGUGUGAUAUUUUAUCGUGGUGUAUGCGUAUUAUUCCACCAAUUUCUUUUAUUUGUAGUAGAUACUUUUAUAAAACUGCUUCUUAUUCAAUUUUACUGUAUUGUAUUCCAGAGAGCUUGUUUUUUUUAAAUAUUUCACUAUACCCAUACACACACCUCUGUACAUGGAAAUGGGCGCCCAUUAUCUUUUAUAAUUCUCUUAUAACCCCUUUCUCUUUUCUUACUGGAAGUGCUCAUUCUUUUUUUAUUUCGUCUAUUAUUAAUAAUCAUAUGUAUGGUGUUGUCACUUAUUUUAUUUAUAUGUAUUCUCUAUGAUUUUGUACAGUUCUUAUUAUACACUGAGAUGUGUAGCUUGGGCCAUUUUCUUCUAGUUUUUAACUUAAUGCUUUAACAUGUUUGACCUAACCUGUUCCAGAUUUAUUACAGCACAGUAAAAUUAUUAUUAUUACGGAAGAUUGUAUGAGGUGUAGCUUCUCUAUAGCACACUUUCUUUUCAUAUGAAUGAAGUGUAAUUAUUGUUAACAGAAUUGUUAAAAUGUGUUAGAUUAUCAGAUGAUACUGCUUAACCUUCAUACAAAUAAAUAAGACUAUGUUGUACAUAUAUCUAUCUAUGUUUUCCUCAUAUGCUGUCGACAGUAUCUAUGAUUAGACUGUCUGUUUCAUAAUAAUAACUGAUAAACUUGAAACCGCACGGAAAAGCUGCAUCUCGCCUACCACAGCUUCUAAUAUGUGAUUUUCGUGUUCUUAUUAGAUUAUCAUGCUUGUAAUUGAAGAAACACAUUCCUGACAGUAUAAUGUAUCUUGAACUUCCUUUAAAAUGUAGACAAGAUUAAUUC